AUGUUCAACGUCAAAUCUCACCUCGCAAUCGCUCUAUGCGCUCUCAGCGCGCUCGUUUCCGCUGCGACUAGCGGCCUCAGCGGAGACGAUGUUGCCCAAGUCGAAUAUAGCGAGGCCCCCGAUCAGCUCGAUCUCUCGCGCCCCAAGAACCUCACGCCUCAAGUGGUGCAAGCCCGAGAUGGUGGGGACGGCUGGAGUUCGAGGCGUACAUUGUACAUUGGCAUUGGCAGCGUUGCGCCGCAGAACGUGGGGACGGAAGCCCACGACGGAGGUCAGACUUCCCGUUCAGGAAAGCCCAACCUUCAGGCGGAGGUCGCAGCUGCCAUCGACAAUCUCUGCCCUACCACCUUGGGCUUCAGCCCGUGCAACACCGAAACCACGUGGAAGGUCAGCCAGGUCGCGGUCAAGGACAAAGAUGGCAACUUCAAGCGCGAAGGUCUUUUCACGAUCAAGAUCGGCUCGAGCUACUGGCCGUUGGGCGGAUUACGCGAGCUUUUGCGCGACUCCAUGGCCGAGGUCAUCCAGACCAUUGCAGAGAAUAAUUGUUGGAAGCCAGGGUUCAAGGGUGGCUCCAGCGACGUAGAGCUAUGCAACGCACCAGACAAGGUCAUGCUGCGCGUCGACUACGAUGGCUGGCUUGUCCUUUUGCUCGAUUCUGACCACAAAUCCGUGGGGCCUGAUGCUGAACUCAAAGUCUGUCCCAAAGAGGCUUUCUACGGCGGCGACGCGAAAUUCAAGUUUGAAGAAAAAGUCAAGUCGAAGGGGUGGGGUUCCGUGCUCCAUCUGUCGAACGGCUUCAAUGUGGAGACAAUUUGCUAUUAUGGAAAGGAGCCGUCUGGAAUGGGCAAUGGAUGGUGUCUAAAGGACACUAAGGAUACAUAUCAUGGCGAGUAUACCGACAAAUGUCCACCUGCUGGGGGCUUCCCACAGUGA
This is a messenger RNA of Didymosphaeria variabile, 933 nucleotides long. RefSeq lists its product as uncharacterized. Lineage: Eukaryota; Fungi; Ascomycota; Dothideomycetes; Pleosporales; Didymosphaeriaceae. The coding region runs from base 1 to 933 and encodes 310 amino acids. The record is from RefSeq and is a predicted model, not a curated record. The transcript has 4 exons.